Messenger RNA from Megalobrama amblycephala (Wuchang bream), 4971 nucleotides. RefSeq names its product dihydrofolate reductase-like. Gene Ontology annotation, cellular component: mitochondrion. The transcript has 3 exons. Gene Ontology annotation, biological process: glycine biosynthetic process; tetrahydrofolate biosynthetic process; dihydrofolate metabolic process. NCBI's taxonomy places the organism in Eukaryota, Metazoa, Chordata, Actinopteri, Cypriniformes, Xenocyprididae. Gene Ontology annotation, molecular function: NADP binding; protein binding; dihydrofolate reductase activity. The coding region runs from base 2956 to 4635 and encodes 559 amino acids. The record is from RefSeq and is a predicted model, not a curated record.
AGAAAAACUUUUAAGUAGACGUGGCCUGGUGGGUAGUGCGAGGGCUCUGACAUGUUGCGUGAUGAAGUUCUCAUGGGAGACCUUAUUUUAAAUUAGGUCUGUGUAAUUUCCUGACCCUAUCACCCCUUCUCCUCUCUAUCACUUCAUAUCUCUUGUCCACUUUCUUUAUUAAUAAAAAUAUCAAAAAGUCUAGGACAAUUAAAAGAUAUUAUGUUUUUGAUGAUUUUCUUUCAAAUUCAUAUGUGUGGGCUUUUGCAGCUUUACAUAUACAUAGUGGGAAAUAGAUGGAAAAUCAUGGGAAGAAAGAGAGUGGGUAAAAGGGGGUAAAAUCAGCCAGAUUCAAUCUCCCAUGAGCACAAGAAUAGCUCAGUUAUUUUUCAUGGAGGCUAAUGGCUAGGUCUCUGCUGAUUUGUGGUCUUUUCCCAAUGAUUUAAAUGGGGUUGGACAAUGAAACUGAAACACCUGGUUUUAGACCACAAUAAUUUAUUGGUAUGUUGUAGGGCCUCCUUUUUGCGGCCAAUACAGCAUCAAUUAAUCUUGGGAAUGACAGAUUCAAGUCCUGCACAGUGACCAGAAGGAUUUUGAGCCAUUCCAGAAUGUGGCCAGGUCACUAUCUGAUGCUGGUGGAGGAAAACUUUUUCUGACUUGCUCCUCCAAAGUACCCUAAAGUGGCUCAAAAAUAUUUAGAUCUGGUGACUGUACAGGCCAUGGGAGAUGUUAAACUUCACUUUCAUGUUCAUCGCACCACUCUCUCAUAAGUCUUGCUGUAUGCUUGGUGCAUUAUCAUGCUGAUACACAGCACACUCUUCAGGGUACAAUGUUUGAACCCUUAAGUGCACAUGGUCCUACAGAAUGGUUCGGUAGUCCUUGGAACUGUGCCCAUUGCAGCACCAUAGGGAAUGCCAUGUUAUAUUGGGUACGUGACCGUCUGGGUGUUAAGCAUGGACUCAUCAGAGAACAAUACAUGUUUCACAUUGUCCACAGCCCAAGAUUUGUACUGUUGGCUACCAUUGAAACGGACAUUUGGCAUUGGCACGAGUGACCAAAUAUUUGGCUAUAGCAGCUUAACCAUGAAUAUUGACUCUUUGGAGCUCCUGAGGAACAGUUUUGGUGGAACCAGGAGAGUCAAGGUGCGCAUUUAAGUCUGCAAUGAGUUGGGCAGCUGUGGGUUUUUUGGAUACAAUCCGGGUUAGUACCUGGACAUCCCUUUUAGACAGCUUCCUCUUAGUUCUGUUGGACGUGGUUUAUCUAUCAUGGUGGAAUGCUGACAUUACCCUGGAUAACGUGGCUCUUGAUACACCACAAAUACUUGCUGUCCUGGUCACAGAUGAGCCAGUGAGACACGCACCAACAAUUUGUCCUCUUUUGAACUUUGAUAUGUCUCAUUAUGUUGUGUAAUGCAGUAUUUUAUGUAAAGCUGUGCUAUUGCUCUAAUUCAUUGUUCAUACUCUGCUCUGACUGAUGGAAUGUAAAAUCAGUGGUGACUGGACAACCAGGCCAUGCAAAUAUAGGUGCGAAACCUGCAACACAAUAUUGGCCAGUGUUUCAAUUUCUUUGUCCAAUCUCUGUGUAUGUUUUCCACAGUCACAAUAAGUAUUCUUUUAUCUGUAUCAGAUUUUUUUCUUGGGUUUUCUGAUAUUCAGUAAACAAUAUACCUAAAUUUAACAGUAAUAAAUUGUCCUUUCCACACCUGCUAUCCACUUAAUUAUUCUUCAUCUUGCCAACUACAAAAGACAACCUGCUCAUCUCCAUAUCCAAUAGCAACUGAAGUGUCUGCUGUUAAACCAGUCUGAAGAUCUGACCACUCUCAUGAAUAUGCAUGUUGCGUUUCAUCCCCGGACUGGCUGAUUGACAAAGGUUAUCAUAUAGUUCAGAGAUGGGUCACAAUACUAACGCUUCCAGUCUCACCCACACAAACUCCUUCAUGACCCCUAUUUUAAAAAGUCAAAUGCUGCAAUCAGGCACAGCCUUUUUAAGUUGAUUGUUUUUAUAUGUCAGCCUAAUGUACUACAAAUGUUUACAGCCAGGCUGAAACAAACCUGGCUGGAAUUCCAAUUACCCAACACAUGCACCUUAAGUAGCACUUGGAUUUAUUUUCAGGGUACAAACAGUAUCUAGAGAUUUGAGAAGGGUUUGCACUUCAUUAGCUUAUGCAAGUGAGUUGCCAUUUCAGAUUAAAAGGUAAAGAAGAGCAGUGGAGGGCUGUUUAAGACUUGCCAUUUUUCUGUGUAUUUCUUUAAUUUGUUGUGUCUAGUUUUUGCUAUCAAAUGAACCCCCCAUUAUUAAUCCAUUAGGAGUCUUAUUAUUGUCUUUUUAAGUGCCAUCAUUGCAGUUUUAUAAAUAGUGACUGCAUCACUCAAACGGAUCAAUAUACUCCCUGCACGUCCCUCAGGAGCUAAACUGCUGCCUCAAAGGCGAGACAGUUGUGUCAUAAUGAUGUAACUGCACAAUAGGUGCCAUCAUCGUGUGAUUGUGUUGACAUCAGAGUUAGGAACAAAUGAGGAUCUGCGCACAACCUCUGCAUAUGAGUUCAAUAACUCUCCUUCGCAAUGUGAGAAUAAUGGAGCGAUCGCUUACUGACGCUGGAUGUUCAGGGACUGGCGUCACCCUGCUCUAUUAAGCUUGACUGUCCUCCUGAUACACAGGGACUUGGUCUGUGGUGAGCUUGGUAGCUUGAGCACAGGCACUUGUUUUCUUUCUCUCCUCUAUAUUUGCCACUCUUUCAUUCACCUUCAGUGAGUGCACAUCUCCACAUGUUCAUCUCCCACUUCAAGCUCCAGCUUUAGUCUCACUCCUGGAUUACUUGUCUAUUUACAAAGAUGAGAUGCCACAGGAACAAGCUAUUGGAAAUCUAGGGCAGUGACUGGUUUAUAAGAGAAGCCAAUAAAGAAAUCAGCUCCUAUGAUCCACUGAGCCAACGCGACAUUAGCCUCUCAACAGUCACACCACAUAAUCAUGGAGGACUCAACGGAGGUGCGGACGGGUGGAAACUCUUUGCUGAAAGCCGUAUAUCUGUGCCGCCUGAGGUUGACGCGCCUGCUGCUGGAAGGAGGGGCUUACAUUAAUGAGAGCAAUGAGAGGGGAGAAACUCCACUGAUGGUGGCCUGCAAAAGUCAUCACGUUGAUGCUCAGAGUGUGCCAAAACCCAAGAUCAUCAGGUAUCUUCUUGAAAAUGGUGCAGACCCCAACAUUCAGGAUAAGUCUGGUAAGACAGCCCUAAUGCAUGCCUGCAUAGAGCGGACGGGCGACGAGGUGCUGUCACUUCUUCUCUCCAGUGGAGCUGACCCUAGUUUAGAGGACCACACUGGUUCCUCCGCUCUGGUCUACGCAGUUAAUGCUGGAGACAAGGAUGCACUGAGAGUACUACUGGAUGCCUGCAAGGCCAAGGGCAAAGAAGUCAUUAUCAUUACAACAGACAAACUACCCUCUGGAAGACAAAUGACCAAGCAGUAUUUGAACGUACCGCCACCUCCAAAUCUUGAGGACCGAUUGCACUGUGCCCCUGCUUCAUGCAUGUUCCCCUCUGAAUUUAAACUUUCUACCCCGCAAAUCUCCCCACCCACCAAUAACCAAUCUGAGACCCUGGGAUCCACUCCAACAAUUCCCACAUCUAAGCCAGAGUCACUAAUUCAAGAUUCAAGCCCUCUGCGAGCAGCUAGUGUGGUGAAGCUGCUGCAUCUACAGAGGCUUCACUCAGAGCCCUGGCUGAAGAUCCCCCCUUCUCUGCUCCUACAGCAAAGCAAGUCCUCAUCCUUGACUGAGGAGCUUCUAGAUAUCACUCCCGAAGAGGAGCUCUCAUUUGGGUACAAUGGUUGCCAACCUCCAUUGAGAGCGACGGUAGCUCGUCACCAAAGCAUUGACGCCAAAGACUCUUUUGGUCUGCUUAGAGCCUUUGAAACAACAUCUGAUGGAGAAAGAGAAUUAACAAAAGAACAGAAAUGGCUCAGUAGAAAAAUGUCCUAUGAUGGGGAGUUGCUACCACACUCCUCCUCACAUCAGAACCUCAAGCAGGCAUCCAUCUCAGACAUGGCUCCUAUGGACCGGGAUCCAGUCUGUCUUCCCAACUUGGCCGUUUCAAGCCUGCGCAAUGUGUUUCGUCGCCGCAACAUUGGAAUGGACCACUACAGCUCUGACUCUCAGUUGCCUCAAUUUGGGAGCCAACCCUCGGAAGACCUCGGGAAGACUGGAGGAGGAGGAGGAACUGGAGGCACGGAGAAACGCAAGCUUGUCACCAGCCGCUCCUCCACUCUCUCUGGAUCCAGAGAGUCUCUAGAGAGUCUCAUUCAGAGGAGGAGCCCAGCGAUGCUGGAGCGGAGGGGAUCCGGAGCCCUACUCCUAGACCAUAUCUCACAAACCCGCCCUGGUUAUCUGCCACCUCUUAAUCCACAUGCGCCCAUUCCAGAUAUCAAAGUCAAUACCAGUGUUGGCCUCAACAGUGGAAGCAAGCCUGUGGCAGGGACUACACCCAUUGUGGCAGGAACUACACCCAUUGUUCCUGGAUCGAGGCAUUUUGUCCCCUGUGCCCCGAGCCAUCCCAGAGAUCUCAAGAACAAGAAGAGUCUGUUAAGACGACACUCCAUGCAAACUGAGCAGAUCAAGCAGCUGGUCAAUUUUGAGGAAAUCUUUGGUCAGUAAACAUCAAAGUUGUGGUAAAUAUAGAAAUUCAAUUAGUCAAAGUCUGAAUUCUGAACAGAAUUAUAAAUAUGAAUCAUAAUAAACAUAAACCACCACCCUAAAAUGCACUUUCCGGACUGGACAGUGGUAAUAUGUUUAUGUGACCAUUGUAAACUUUACUGCACUUUACUGCUGUUCUUUGUGCUCUCACUCAUUAGUGCACUGAAUCAGAAUACGGAAACGUUGCUGCUGUUUAAUGUACUGCUGUCUCUUUAAACCUGAUUUAUGUCUGCAAUGUCUCAAUGUCUUUGUAUUUACAACAGAUAAUAUAUUGUGACUUGUAUUUAUCAUUAAUAA